AUGGGAAUGACAAAAUUACACGGCCUGGCUAUUCUAGUGACAGCAGGGAUCACUGGUGCAAUCUGGUACCACUACCCUUUCUCCCCAGCCAGAACUCAGGAACAAAAAGCCUCCCCUGGAGAGGAUUCACUCCUAAAAGCAGACUUAGAUGAAACAUCUCUGAUGCUUCCAUGGAGAAGGGAUGUGCUGGUGCUGACACCAUGGCUGGCUCCAAUUGUCUGGGAAGGCACCUUCAGCAGGGACAUCCUGGAUGCUCAAUAUCUGCAGAAGAACCUGGUCACUGGAGUGGUCACUUUUGCUGUUGAAAACUAUGUCCAGUUCAUAGAAGGGUUCGUGAGCUCUGCCAACGAAUACUUCCUUGCUGGGCACCCCGUGAACUUCUACCUGUUCACAGACAGUCCUGAGAAGAUCUCCCACCUCCAGAUGGCCCCUGAGAACCACCUGUUUGUCAUCCCUGUCCAGGAUGACCCCCGGUGGCAGGACCUCUCCAGGAGCCGCAUGGACAUCCUCAGCUCCUACAUCCAGAGGCAGUUCCAGCACGAGGUGGAUUAUCUGUACUCCAUGGACAUCAAUGUCCAGCUCCUGGCACACAUCGGCGUGGAGAUCAUCGAUGCCCUGGUGGCCACCAUCAGCUCCUGGCAGGUCACCCCACAGCAGGACAACAAAGCCUCUGAGACACAGCCUGGGUCACAAUCUGCCGUCCCUGAGGGACAAGGGGACUUCUACUACACCGCCAGCUUCUAUGGGGGCAGCGUGGCUGAGGUGUACAAGCUGACCAGAGCCUGCUCUGCAGGGCUGGUGGAGGACAGAGAAAACGGCAUUGAGGGUCCCUGGCACCACGAGAGCCACCUCAACAGGUACCUCCUGCAGCACAAACCCACCCGGCUGCUGUCCCCAGAGUACUACUGGGACACAGAGCUGAGCUCCAGCAGCAUCCAGGUGAAGAGGAUGUGCCCUGUGCACCAGCACAGCCACAGGAAAGCUCCUCAAACAAAGAGUGCCAGGCCUUUCUUCUUCACAGUGUAA
Agelaius phoeniceus (red-winged blackbird) is the source of this 1026-nucleotide messenger RNA. RefSeq names its product histo-blood group ABO system transferase 1-like. Gene Ontology annotation, molecular function: hexosyltransferase activity. The record is from RefSeq and is a predicted model, not a curated record. Gene Ontology annotation, biological process: carbohydrate metabolic process. Lineage: Eukaryota; Metazoa; Chordata; Aves; Passeriformes; Icteridae. Gene Ontology annotation, cellular component: Golgi apparatus; membrane; vesicle.